Messenger RNA from Plasmopara halstedii, 378 nucleotides. RefSeq lists its product as uncharacterized. Bases 1 to 378 code for a protein of 125 amino acids. The record is from RefSeq and is a predicted model, not a curated record. The transcript has a single exon. NCBI's taxonomy places the organism in Eukaryota, Oomycota, Peronosporomycetes, Peronosporales, Peronosporaceae.
AUGUCUGGAAUGCUUGAUGAUUCUAGUGACUAUCGUCAAUUGGAUACGCCCAUCAGUGUGAUGGCUGCCAGUGGACAAAGACUCCAAGCAAGAGGUGUUGGCCAAAUCUGUAAGAUUCUCGCUGGUGGUUGUAGUGUCAAGCUCACGGAAGUGCUCCAUGUCCCGCACCUGGAGAGCAAGCUAGUAUCGAUGACCGCGUUGACUGCGCACGGGGUUAUCAUCCAAUUUGAUACUCAUGGUGCAUCGUUAAUGAUUGAUGAGAAAGUGAUUGCUCGAGUUCCUCGUAUUGGUAAACUGUAUGUAUGGCACGUUGGCCAACAUGCACUCAUGUUGCAGGCGAAUGCAAGAGAAGAGUUGAAUGGUGGUGGCACGACCUAG